AUGGGGAGCGGUGCAUUUGCCGUCUUCCUCACCCUGGCCCUGGUCCUGGUCCUGGCAGCACGCAUCAUCCCUGCAGAGAGGAAGUGCCAGCUCAGCGGGCUGUGGAGGAAUGAGCUUGACUCACUGAUGGAGAUUUCAGCAGUGAAGGACGAUGGGGAAUUCCAGGGGAGAUACCUCACAUGGGUCACCCUCGGCGGCGGCUGCGCCCGCGCCUCCCCCCUGAAGGGUGCCCAGCAGCAGCCCAUUGAGGGGGGCUGGCCCACCUUUGCCUUCACUGUGCGCUGGGACAAGUUCUCCAAUGCCACCACGGCCUUCGUGGGGCAGUGCUUUGUGGACACGGGUGGAAAGGAGACGCUGACCACCAUGUGGAUGCUGCGAGAACCCGUUGGGUCCCUCCAGGAAGAUUGGAAAGCCACAAGGGUGGGAAGAAACAUUUUCACGCGCAAACGUGUCCGAAAAGGAAAGGUCCUGCCAAGCUUGUCCCCAUCUUGUGAGGAUGUAUCUUCGCCUACCCCAUGA
This is a messenger RNA of Apaloderma vittatum (bar-tailed trogon), 519 nucleotides long. Its product is annotated as avidin-like. The transcript is spliced from 4 exons. Lineage: Eukaryota; Metazoa; Chordata; Aves; Trogoniformes; Trogonidae. Bases 1 to 519 code for a protein of 172 amino acids. Gene Ontology annotation, molecular function: biotin binding. The record is from RefSeq and is a predicted model, not a curated record.